AUGGCCGAACCCGAGGUUGUCAUUGACGCCAGCGAGAACAACACUCCCGCACCCACCCAGAGCCAGGACGUCGACAUGGGCGGCCAGGACGAGAGUACCCAGCCCGACAACAGCGCCGAACCGAGCACUGAGCAGCAGGAUGUCGAGCCUACUGGUCUCGAGAACAUUGAGCCCGAUCUCCCCGCCCGCCUCUCGGUUGGCAAGGACGACAAUGUCACUAUUCUGCACGCGCACCAGCGUCUCUUGGAGCAAAGCCCUAUUCUGGAGGAGAAGAUUGCUGCUUUCGGUGAUGCCGACAACCGUCGCAUUGAGCUGCCCGAAGAGGACAUGACCGCAACCGCCUGCUUCCUCGAGUUCCUCUACAAGAACGACUACUUCCCCACCCUCAGCGGCUCCUCCCUCGAAACCGACCCCGAAAUCCCCGUCCCAGACACUGAAGGCAUGGCCCUCUUGCGCCACGCCCGCGUCUACACACUAGCCCAGCGCUUCGGCGUGCCCGCCCUGGCAACCCUCGCCCACAANAAGAUCCACCUGACCCAAAGCACCGCCCGCGGCGAAAUCGAAUACGCACGCUACGUGUACGGCCACACCGAGACCACGGACGAAAGCAUCCGCAAGCCCGUCGCUGCCUUUUGGGCAACACGAUCACAUGUCCUGCGCCACGAGGCCGAAAAGGAGUUCCGCAGCAUGUGUCUCGAGUUCCCGCAAUUCGGUUUCGAUGUGCUUAGUUUGGUGCUGGAUAACCAGGAGAAGAGGACUGCGAGAUCGGAGACUACGAUUGGUGAUGGUCGCAAGAGACCUCGUGUCAGUGCUGUGUAG
Molecule: messenger RNA, 819 nt
Organism: Aureobasidium musti
Lineage: Eukaryota; Fungi; Ascomycota; Dothideomycetes; Dothideales; Saccotheciaceae
Source: the annotation of a GenBank genome assembly